GCCAGAGUCUGGGCUCUCCGAGGACCGCGAGCAGCAGUGCCCAAAGCUCGGAGAAAGUCCCUGCUCUGCUUCUCAUAAAUUAAGUUCCUUUCCACCAGUUAGGGCAAGUCAGCCAAGGCUGAAAAUGACAACCUGUGCUAACCAACAGUGACAGCUGGGGUCCAAUGGCUGCCCUUGUAAUUCCACCCAUGAAUAAGGAUGUAAACAUUGCCUGACCUUUCCCUGAUGGGCAGCUAAAUCAUGGACAGACUAAAUUAUCUGCUUUGGACUGUAAUUCCAAAAGAUGCUUUGGCUUCUCUCUUGAAUGCAUACUGAGCCAUUGUAGGCCACAAAGACAGGAAGGACUGUGAACAGGAAGUGAUCUUACAAUGAAAAUUACGAGCACAUCUUGCAUCUGCCCAGUCCUCGUGUGUCUCUGUUUUGUGCAGAGGUGUUAUGGAACUGCUCACCACAACUCCAUCAAGGUGACCAGAAACCAAACCAAACACACCGAAGGGGAAACAGAAGUCCACCAUCGUCCGAAGAGGGGAUGGGUAUGGAACCAGUUCUUUGUUUUAGAAGAACAUAUGGGACCAGAUCCACAGUAUGUUGGAAAAUUACACUCCAACUCUGACAAAGGUGAUGGGUCUGUCAAGUACAUCCUCACUGGAGAAGGUGCUGGGACUAUCUUCAUCAUUGAUGACACCACGGGUGACAUCCACUCCACCAAAAGCCUGGACAGAGAGCAGAAGACUCACUAUGUGCUUCAUGCCCAAGCCAUUGACAGACGGACCAACAAGCCCCUUGAACCUGAGUCUGAGUUCAUCAUCAAAGUGCAAGAUAUCAAUGACAAUGCUCCAAAGUUCACAGAUGGACCAUAUAUUGUUACUGUUCCUGAAAUGUCAGAUAUGGGUACCUCUGUUCUUCAGGUGACAGCGACAGAUGCAGAUGACCCCACCUAUGGAAACAGCGCUCGAGUUGUUUACAGUAUCCUGCAAGGACAACCUUAUUUCUCUGUAGAUCCUAAAACAGGAGUCAUUAGAACAGCUUUGCACAACAUGGAUAGAGAAGCCAGAGAGCAUUACUCAGUGGUCAUUCAAGCCAAAGACAUGGCCGGGCAAGUUGGCGGACUUUCCGGAUCCACAACUGUCAAUAUAACCUUGACUGAUGUUAAUGACAACCCACCACGGUUCCCACAGAAACACUAUCAGCUGUAUGUCCCUGAGUCUGCUCAAGUUGGUUCAGCUGUUGGGAAAAUCAAGGCAAAUGAUGCAGACACAGGCUCAAAUGCAGACAUGACUUACUCCAUCACCAACGGAGACGGGGUGGGGAUAUUCUCCAUCUCCACUGACAAGGACACCAGAGAAGGAAUACUCUCCUUAAAGAAGCCACUGAAUUAUGAGAAAAAGAAGUCCUACACUCUCAACAUUGAAGGAGCAAAUACACACCUGGACUUCCGCUUUUCCCACUUGGGUCCAUUUAAAGAUGCCACCAUGUUGAAGAUCAUUGUUGGGGAUGUGGAUGAACCACCACUCUUUUCUAUGCCUUCCUAUGUCAUGGAAGUCUAUGAAAAUUCCAAGAUUGGGACAAUUGUUGGUACCGUCUUGGCACAGGAUCCAGACAGUGCAAAUAGUUUAGUGAGGUAUUUCAUCAACCAAAGUCCUGAAGAGGACAGAUUUUUCAAUAUUGACGCCAAUACUGGAACCAUUAAGACUUCAAAAGUUCUUGAUAGAGAAGAAACACCAUGGUACAAUAUAACAGUGACUGCUUCAGAAAACGACAAUCCGAGUUUGCUGAGCCAUGUCUCCGUGGGUAUUAGAGUUCUAGAUGUCAAUGACAAUCCACCCGAACUUGCCAGAGAAUAUGAUAUUGUUGUCUGUGAGAAUUCUAAACCUGGUCAGGUUAUUCACACCAUCACUGCCACUGAUAAAGAUGACUUUGCCAAUGGACCAAGAUUUAAUUUUUUUCUUGAUGAACGCCUACCCACGAACCCAAACUUCACACUUAAGGACAAUGAAGAUAACACAGCCAGCAUUCUGACCAGGCGGAGGAGAUUUAGUCGAACUAUGCAGGAUGUGUAUUAUCUGCCCAUUAUGAUCUCUGAUGGUGGAAUCCCCUCUCUCAGCAGCAGCAGUACCCUCACCAUCAGGGUUUGUGCAUGCGAGAGAGAUGGGCGCGUCCGGACCUGCCAUGCAGAAGCCUUCUUGUCCUCCGCUGGUUUGAGCACAGGAGCCCUAAUCGCUAUUCUUCUUUGUGUUGUCAUUCUCCUUGCCAUUGUGGUUCUCUUUAUCACCCUGAGGCGCAGCAAAAAAGAACCCUUGAUCAUUUCAGAGGAGGAUGUGCGGGAGAAUGUGGUCACAUAUGAUGAUGAGGGAGGUGGCGAGGAAGAUACUGAGGCCUUUGACAUCACAGCUUUGAGGAAUCCUUCUGCUGCAGAGGAGUUCAAGUACCGCAGAGACAUUAGGCCUGAAGUGAAGCUCACCCCUAGACACCAGUCGUUGUCCACCCUGGAGACUAUAGAUGUUCAGGAGUUUAUUAAGCAAAGACUGGCAGAAGCAGACCUGGACCCCAGUGUGCCCCCGUAUGACUCUCUUCAGACUUAUGCCUAUGAGGGUCAGAGGUCAGAAGCUGGGUCUAUCAGCUCACUGGACUCUGCAACUACGCAAUCAGACCAGGAUUAUCACUACCUUGGAGACUGGGGACCCGAGUUUAAAAAGUUAGCUGAACUUUAUGGAGAACUAGAAUCUGAAAGAACAACUUAGGGGGUCAAUUUUUGGAGCUUUGUAGAAUUUGCUUCCUGACCAAGUGGAGAUAUGACCUCAAUUUGAAAAGGAAGUUGAGCGGAAACAGUACUUGGAACUGAGCAAGCUGUACACAGCUCCUGUAGAAACAAGUGCCCUUUUUAUGAUCAAAAGUGGGUUAUUUAAUUGGAAGAAAGUCAGAUAUAAAAAAUAUACAGAGAAAAAGCUAUUGCUCCUUGUGUAUAUUUUCAAAUGCUCAAUAAAGUCUAUGGUACUGUUUAA
Molecule: messenger RNA, 3002 nt
Organism: Psammomys obesus (fat sand rat)
Lineage: Eukaryota; Metazoa; Chordata; Mammalia; Rodentia; Muridae
Gene: Cdh18
Product: cadherin 18
Exons: 12
Coding region: 369-2741 (790 amino acids)
Biological process (GO): cell-cell junction assembly; adherens junction organization; homophilic cell-cell adhesion
Cellular component (GO): plasma membrane; catenin complex; adherens junction
Molecular function (GO): cadherin binding; calcium ion binding
Source: RefSeq, a predicted model, not a curated record